Messenger RNA from Gilbertella persicaria, 2752 nucleotides. RefSeq lists its product as uncharacterized. The record is from RefSeq and is a predicted model, not a curated record. Lineage: Eukaryota; Fungi; Mucoromycota; Mucoromycetes; Mucorales; Choanephoraceae. The coding region runs from base 234 to 2312 and encodes 692 amino acids. Gene Ontology annotation, biological process: positive regulation of mitotic recombination; nucleotide-excision repair; transcription by RNA polymerase II. Gene Ontology annotation, molecular function: DNA helicase activity; damaged DNA binding; hydrolase activity, acting on acid anhydrides, in phosphorus-containing anhydrides. Gene Ontology annotation, cellular component: nucleus. The transcript has 7 exons.
AUACAAUAAAGGAUAAAUGUACUGCGAAAUGCAUUUCUGUUGCUUACUUCUUUUAUAUUCUUAUACAGAAGAAAAAGAAGGCAUUUCUCUCAUAUAAAGAAUGAUGUACUACUCUACAAUUCGCUAAUAGACUUAUAUAUUUAUUAACCUUAUACGAAUACAAUAGUUUCAAUAUUGAUGAUCUUGUUGUUCACUUUCCUUAUGACAAAAUAUAUCCAGAACAGUACCAAUACAUGUGCGAUCUGAAAAAAUCGCUAGAUGCACAGGGUCACUGUGUAUUAGAAAUGCCUUCAGGAACUGGCAAAACAGUUUCCCUGUUGUCACUGAUUGUUGCUUAUCAAAUGCAAUACCCUGAGCAACAACGCAAAUUCAUUUAUUGCUCUCGAACUGUGCCAGAAAUUGAUAAAGCAUUAGCCGAAUUAAAGAAUUUGAUUGCUUAUAGAAAAAGUCAAGGUCUAGAAGAGGAUUUUCUUGGCCUUGGUCUUACCUCACGAAAAAAUUUGUGUCUUCAUCCUACUGUAUCUCGAGAAAGAAAGGGCAAAGUGGUAGACUCGAAAUGCAGAAAUUUGACAGCGAGUUGGGUUCGUGCAAAAGCAGGCGUCAAUAAAGCAAACAAUGGAGAAGAUGCCAUGGAAGUGGAUCAACCGCGGCAGACAGAAUUAUGUAACUUUUAUGAGACAUUAGAGGCAGCGAAUACACCCAAUCCAAUUCCAAAUGGUGUAUACACAUUUGAUGAUUUAAAGUCGUUCUGUAAGACUAUGUCUUAUUGUCCUUAUUAUCUUGUGCGACGGGCUAUUGCCUUUGCGAAUGUAGUCAUUUAUUCUUACCAUUACAUGUUGGAUCCCAAAGUAGCUGAGCUUGUUUCUCGAGAAUUAUCGAGAGAUUGUAUUGUUGUGUUUGAUGAGGCACACAAUAUUGACAACGUAUGCAUUGAAUCUCUUAGUAUUGAUUUGACAAGGCCCAUACUAGAUGCAAGUGCAAGAAGUGUGGGCGUAUUGGCUGAUAAGAUUGAAGAAAUAAAGAAAACAGAUGCUGAGAGACUGAAGAACGAAUACUCAAAACUAGUAGAAGGAUUGAAAGAUGCAAAUGCAGCAAGAGAUGAAGACACAUUUAUGGCCAAUCCUAUCUUACCAGACGAUCUUUUAAAAGAAGCUGUGCCUGGUAAUAUUAGAAGAGCAGAACAUUUUGUGGCAUUUUUAAGAAGAUUUAUAGAAUACUUGAAGACUCGUCUGCGUGUGAUGCAUGUAGUAGCAGAGACACCUGCUUCUUUCUUACAGCAUCUUAAAGAUGUGACAUAUAUUGAACGAAAGCCAUUAAGAUUCUGUGCAGAACGUCUGUCGAGUCUUGUUCGAACCCUGGAAUUAACAGACUUGGAACACUUUAGUAGUCUGCAAAAAGUCGCUGCUUUUGCUACUUUGACAUCUACUUAUGAUAAAGGCUUUUUGCUUAUUUUAGAGCCAUUUGAGACCGAGACUGCAACUGUACCUAAUCCUAUCUUACAUUUCACUUGUUUGGAUGCUUCCAUUGCUAUCAAACCUGUGUUUGAUAGAUUUAGUACAGUAGUCAUUACUUCUGGUACUUUGUCUCCACUUGAAAUGUAUCCUAAAAUGCUCAACUUUCAAGCUGUUGUCCAAGAGAGUUAUUCUAUGACACUUUCUAGAAACUGUUUCCUUCCUAUGAUUAUUACCCGUGGCUCUGAUCAAGUGGCCAUCAGUUCCAAAUUCGAAGUAAGAAAUGACCCUGCAGUUGUCCGUAACUUUGGCCAAAUUAUGGUGGAAAUGUCAAAGAUUGUGCCUGAUGGUAUGGUCUGCUUCUUUCCUAGCUAUUUGUAUAUGGAAUCUAUUGUCUCUAUGUGGAAUGAUAUGGGCAUACUAAACGAAGCCUGGAAAUACAAGUUAAUCUUUGUGGAGACACCAGAUGCUGCAGAAACAAGUUUGGCAUUAGCUAAUUAUCGCAAAGCGUGCGACAAUGGUCGUGGUGCCAUUCUAUUGUCUGUUGCUCGAGGCAAAGUGUCUGAAGGUAUUGAUUUUGAUCAUAAUUAUGGUCGUGCUGUCAUUAUGUUUGGUAUUCCAUACCAAUACACUGAAUCACGUAUUUUGAAGGCUCGCCUAGAAUAUCUGCGUGAUAAUUUACACAUUCGUGAGAACGAUUUCCUUACAUUUGAUGCUAUGCGACAUGCUGCUCAAUGUGUAGGCCGUGUAUUAAGAGGUAAAACAGAUUAUGGUCUCAUGAUAUUUGCAGAUAAGGUAAAGAAAAUUUUCUUUAAGGUAUCCACUCAUCGUUUUCUAUUAGCGGUUUGCAAGAGCCGAUAAGAGAGCCAAGUUACCAAAGUGGAUUAAUCAGUAUAUUACAGAUGCAUCAACAAACUUGUCGACAGAUAUGUCAUUAGUGGUUGCUAAAAAGUUCUUGAGAUCUAUGGCACAGCCUUACGAAACAAAUCAAACUGGUAUUUCUUUAUGGACUGUCAAAGAUAUCGAAAAACAUGCAGCCUAGCUAUAGAUUAAAAUAAACGCAUAUCAUUUGCCCAAGAAUAUCUUGAUCUUGCUUAUAUGAUUAUUGUGCGUUAUAUUAUCUCUUUUUACUUAAUAUUGUAUUUUUCAGCAAUUAAGAGACAGUCUCAGAGAAAAUAAGAGAAAAUUAUUGGAUAAAAUAAGAGAAAAUUUUAGAUCAAUUAAGAGAAAACUGACCAAUAAAAUAAGAGAAAAACACAGGAAAAAUUAAGAGAGAAAAAAAGGGGCAAUUAGUAGAAAGC